AUGUCACUAGGAUUCGGGCUCGGAGAUGCUGCAUUGAUUAUCAAAACCCUCUGGACUACUGUUUCCCUCCUCCGCGGGGAGGCAGUAGAUGAGUUCCGGCGCUUUCAGGGACGGUAUCGCGAUCUUGAGAUGGUGAGCGACCUGCUCAUCGAUAGAAACUUCCAGGAGCUAGGAGAAAGAUACCCCUUUCCUCGAGAAUCCAGACAAAUCGAACGGCUACUGGGAGAAUUUCACAGAAUAAUGGAAAACCUUGGCCCUUCCCUUGGUCGCCGUCGUAAAGGAAAAAUUAAGGGCUUCUUCCAAAAACUUAGGUGGCGCUCGCAUGCUAAGAAUCUUGAACGGCUUCAUCAAGAUAUCUUCUUUCAAUUUAACAUAAUAGACCGCAAGAUGUGGGUUGUAUUCCGAACGAGCACUAGCGACUAUGAAGCAUCUGACACUGUUGAUUCUAUCAGGAAGCCUUUGAUUGAAGAUCUUUUCAUCAGGAACCGUUUCCUUCUUGAGGACCCGUUCGGCUACCACCAUAAGCUCGACUUAUUUGCUGUUGCCUCAUGGGAAGCACUACAUGAAUUUCUUAUACGAAUAUUUCCUCGAGUUCACAAGGGACACGAGAUCAUCCAGAGCCACCGAUAUCUCUUGCACAGUAAUGGACUUGCUGACGUCCUAUGCAAUAGUCCAGGAAAGAAACCGAUCGGAGAUGUUAUCAAGCCUGGACAGAUCAUGAUAAUGAGUGCCAUCUUUCCAAAAUUGGAAAGCCACGAUGAAAAGUGUCCAAAGUGUUGUUAUAAAAGGGUUGCAAACUUUCAUGGUCCGGCCUUGCAAUGUUCAAGAUGUGGUUUGUGGCUUCGAUUUCUCGACUCGUAUGAUGGCGAACCUGAUCCACUCACCCAAAUUGCCAUCAACGACAUAAAAGCAAGUGGGAAGGCUGCAUUUGCCUAUGGCUUUCUCCAGUUCAACAACCAAGAUCGAGAGCACUCAGUCGACAUCCGGACAUUGCUGCGUGAUAGAAUGGCACAAAUUGGCCCGAUUCCGCCAGAGCGAUCAAGAGCAGAAAGACCGAAGAUCAGGCACUUUCGCAGAGUCACACUUUGCUCUUCACGAUGGCCUAAAUUCUCUGAUAACAAAUCAAGAAAGACCGCCUCGGAACUGUUAAUAACAACCAAGUAUGGUUUCGAACGAAUGGAGAGUUUUCUUAAAUCUGAAGAUCUUCCAUUUGCCUGGGCUGCAGCAGCGGUAGGAACGCGUUUUUGGAACGCUCGAACUGAACAAGCUUUGUUAAGAUUUAUUACAUCGUCGCUUCAAGCCUUGAAACAUAGCGUGCCUCCCCACGCCACACCACAGGAUAACGCACGACUUCUUGACGAUUUUGUUUAUAAUACCGAGGCUGGAGUGUUUGACUUUCUGCCUGAGCGGUUAGAAGCCAGAUGCUUUCUUUGGAUGUUGUGGGAUGUGUUUCUACUCCAGGCGAAGAUUCUAUCUUCUUGUGCAAAGCUCCUGGAUAACUGGUCCUGUCCAGAAAAUGUCACGAGAAAAACUCCCCUGACUAUGAAGCUUUUCACCUUACCGCAUAUAGCACUUCUGGUUCCUUGGAGACUCACAUUUGAUGUAGUUGAAGACAUCAUCGAUUAUUGUCGUAAAAGACAGCCGAUAUUUCUUCCUACCGCCAUCCAACAUUUCGUUAAGAAAUCCAGAAGCGUCUCGCUCCAUUACUAUAUCUACGGUGAAUUAUCGACAUAUGUUCAACGGCACCUCGAAGGGGAUGAAAAGGAGAAGCUGGAGGAUCGACUGUGUCUAGAUUGA
Messenger RNA from Fusarium poae, 1797 nucleotides. RefSeq lists its product as uncharacterized. The coding region runs from base 1 to 1797 and encodes 598 amino acids. The transcript has 3 exons. Lineage: Eukaryota; Fungi; Ascomycota; Sordariomycetes; Hypocreales; Nectriaceae. The record is from RefSeq and is a predicted model, not a curated record.